This is a messenger RNA of Ceutorhynchus assimilis (cabbage seed weevil), 5601 nucleotides long. NCBI's taxonomy places the organism in Eukaryota, Metazoa, Arthropoda, Insecta, Coleoptera, Curculionidae. The record is from the annotation of a GenBank genome assembly.
AUUUUUCAUUUGUUGUCUACAUAUUUUUGUCAUUACCAAAACCCAAUCCCAUUUUUCAAUUGAAUUGGAUUCAUAAAUCCUUAAAAAAACCUCGUCGUUAUUUGUCGUGGAAUGGCGAGUAGCGGAAGUAUGUCGAACAAUGUUGAGAACCUCUCCCCUCAGACAAUUCGUGGGGUUGCAAAGGAAAUGAAAAAUCUAGUCGAUAACCCUCCUGAAGGAAUCAAAGUUCUGAUCAAUGAAGAGAAUAUCACAGAUAUUCAAGCAAAUAUUGAAGGCCCCUUGGGUACCCCAUACAAUGGUGGCAUAUUUAAGGUGAAAUUGACAUUGGGCAAAGGUUUCCCGACAGAACCACCUAAAGCAUAUUUUCUGACCAAAAUUUUCCACCCUAAUGUGGCACAAAAUGGAGAAAUUUGUGUCAAUACUCUUAAAAAGGACUGGAAGCCUGAUCUCGGCAUCAAACAUGUUUUACUCACCAUCAAGUGUCUUUUAAUAGUUCCCAAUCCGGAAUCAGCUUUGAAUGAAGAAGCUGGCAAGUUACUUCUAGAACAUUAUGAUGACUAUUUCCAAAGAGCUAAGAUGAUGACUGAAAUACAUGCACAGUUGCUCAAAAGUAAAGAAGUACCAGGUGAUGGACCUCUUGCAAAAAAACAUGCAGGAGACAAAGUUAAACUUACAGCAGAAAAGAAAAAAAUACUCAAAGACAAAAAACGAACCUUGAAACGUUUAUGAAACUCUUCAUUUAUAUUUUUUUACAAUUUGCCAGGGUGUUGCUUUAGUUUGACAGAGAAACACAACUGGUUUUUUUUAAGUUUUUAUACUCAUUUGCAGGAAAAAGAAAAUGCUUCUUAUUUUUAAAUUCAGUAGGUAUGGCAUACAAAGUUAUUCGUGGGUUUGUCUAUCAAACUAAUGGCCCUUUGGGCAAUAUUUUGUAUUUUUUUUAUUCAGUUUUAGAAGUUGUUUAUGCUUUUGUUUAAAUUUUAAUAAUAUAAUCGGAUUAUUUUCUAUAUGGAAAAUUCACAGUACAUCGUUAAGUCUACGAUCCAUUACAUUUACCUCAUACAAUCGCAUCUAGACACAGCUAGAAAAUGCUAUACGUGAAGUUGUGCUUUAUAAGACAAUAAAGAAAAAAUGGAGCUCCCAUUUAGCAAGUGGUGUCAUCUUUUAGAAGAACAAUAAUUCACAAAGCGCAAACAGAAAAUCACCUGUAUGGGCGAAUUGUAUUCAGCAAUUCACAAAGUGCAUCUUCUAGACACUGUGACGAAUUUAUUCAAAAUAUUUUCCAUAUGGAAAAUUCAUCUAUAUAAACGACAAGAGCCAUAUAAAUGGUCUUAGCUUCCCUUUUGGCUUAUUUAGGAGCUAAAUCCAAAAUGGAUGCUGACAUUAAUCAAAUAAAUGGGUGUGUUUUUCAAUGAAUUUUUCUUGGAAUUUAUACUUUUUUUUCUUGAAUGUUUUGAAUAUUUUUGUUUAAGAAUGUUUUGACUUGAAUACCUAGGAUUUUUCAAGCACAUAUUAUUUUAUUUUGUUAAGUUUCCUAUUUAUUUGAAACAUGAGAGAGGCAGUGCAAUGAAUUUGUCUGUUUUUAUUUUUUCACAGUUCAAUUUCCUGAGUAGGAUUAGGUACAUUUUAGUUUUUGUGUUCAUGUAGUGUAAUGUGAAAUUAUUUAUUUAAUAAAACUCAUUCCCUAAUUAUAUUUGCAUUGAAAUUAUUUUAUAAAAUUAAUCAGAAUGUAAUCUUUAUAAAUAGUACAUAUCGAAGUACAUAAUAUAUUCUUGAGGUAAACAAAUACACAGUAGUAUUAAGGAAUCUAAGUCUAGAUAAUAUGUCCACACUUCACUGGGAUGCUAGGUAAAUUAUAUUUAUUUUAAAAUUAGGGCAAUAAUUAGAACAAUCAGAAUGACUACUACCACAAUAAGGAUGAUUUUUUUCUAGAAAAAAAAAGGAUAUCUAAUGUUUUAGACAUUCUAACUUAAUUUACUACCUUCAAAAACUUUUUACGGUUUUGUGCUCCUUGCUGUAAAUCAUUAGUUCCUUGUCCAACAAAUUCUUGAGCCAUUGAAGCUUGAUAUUCAACUCUAUCUAUUAGCUCUUGCUAAAAAUUUACUUUAAAAAGUUUCAAUGUAAAAAUAUGUAAUUUGUUACCUGCCUGAUUGUCUAUCAAAAUUGCCAUCUGAAGGAACAAGUCUCGAAUUUCUUCUAGCAUUCUUUCUAUUUUUAAAAGUUGGUUAUGCCUGUCCUCUAAGUCUUGAAGGAUUCUCUUGGCCUCUGCCGUUUCAGCCAAUAUCUACAAUGAAUCAAUUAACUUAAUUAACUGUUCAAAAUUUAAAAAAAAAAAAGUACAGCUCAGGCCAAUGAAACUAGGAUUCAGCUGGUCAAAUAUUUGCAGCUAGUUUUUUUCUUGUAUACAGCUCUAUUGAAUUUUUUCACCUGUGUGCCGUUUUUACCAGUGCUGCUUUUACAGAAACUUAAUUUUGAGCCAACAACCUCUGACAUCUACUGCUGUUUCCAGUAGUGCCUUCCACUCCUGUCGGUUCCGGGGUUUAAUGAUCGAAUUCCCUGCCAGUCUUCUUAAGUCACUGCCCCAUCUACUGAGUAGGAUUCCACUGGGUUACCUUUUUAGUCUAUUUAUUUUAAUUUAUGUAAAUAUUUAAGUUUUCUAUCAAUACCUGAAAAACUCUCUGUAUGUAACAGUUUUUCUGAAUUCCUCCAUAAGUUCCAAGUCCAAUAAUUUAUUUCGAAGAUACCUCAUUUUUCUAUUAUGCAUAAUGACUCAGAUGAACGAGAGCGAAAAUAAUUAUUUUCUUGAAAAUGAAGCAAAAUGUGGAAAAAAUCAUUGUGUGUGAUUUUUUUGGAAAAAAACAAAUCUACUUGCUCCGUGGGUCUACUCCUGCAAUGACCUUCUCAACAGUGAUAACUUCCAAAGAUAGUUGAAUAUAAACUAUACAAAUUUGAUCAAAGAGCUUCCAGAUAUUGAUAGAAAACCGACUAUUUUUGAAAACUUCAAAAUCCAUGUUUUUUUGAGAAUUUUUUGUGGUAUGUGACUAAAUUGGCCAUGAAUCUGCUAUCUGCUGAGGAUAGACUUGGCUUCUUUAACGAUUGCUCGGGUUCGCUAAACUUCACAACCACCAUAUUGAAAAACUCAUUGGUGAACGGCUUCUUUGUUGAUGUCCACACUCUUUCCAUCCCAAUGUAGUCAUUUGAAUGCAUAUUAUUAAGAGUCUAGGAGAAAUUGCGAAUCCGUGUCUCAUCCUUAGUAGUUUUAUAUUAUUUUAUACUUAUUUGUAGUUGCGUUGAGCCCUACUGCUGCUGUUCGAGGUUUUUCCAGUCCACAGUCCACAAAUACUAGUGCAUAUUCUACUGAGUUUUCAAUCAGAAUUUAUAAAUGAUCAUUUGUACGAAAUUCACUCCUGAAAGCAGACUGUUCACAAUUCUGAUUACAUUCUUUCUCUAAAAUCUUCUUUUUAGUGCGAGAGAAUUGUCACAGCGUUUUGUUAGGAUUAUAUUUCCGAUAAUUCUUCACCAUCCAUUUUGACAGCUUCAGUAACGAGAUUAUCUGCUUACUUGACUUCUGGAACUUGAGUAUUUUUCAUUUCUUCAAGGCCGCUUUGGGUAUCGGCUUAGAGUAUCGGCUUUUUCUUCUGGGAUGUUGGAGGUCUUUGUAAAAUGCAGCCAUUACUUCAGCUGCUCAUGCAAUGGGAAAUAAAAAUUUCAAUUGAAGGUGGCAUUGUUGAGAAAUAUGACAAUGGAGAACACAUUUCAUGGUUUCAUCCAGAAGUUGAUAUCUCUGAAAUGGUUCCUACUGUGAAGAAAAAAGUCGAGAACAUUUAUUUAAUUAUUUUUCAACUAAUGAGCACAGUAAGGAGUGCAAGAGAAACCAAGAUAUAAAAAUAAUUAUUUUACAAUUUUACAAAUGGAAGUGUUUAGACAUUUAGGACUAUAGGAUCUACAUUAAACUUAAAGUAAUCUUAUAUAUUUGAGUUUUAUAUUUUUGGAUUUAUAGAGUGUGCGUCAAUAGAAGCAGCAUUACCAAAAACAAUAAAUAUUUUCUACUAAGGUAGCUACUUAUUAAUUAAAGGAAGUAAAGGUUUUUCAAUUCUGUUAAUUAUUUGCCUAACAAAAGCAAUAUUUCGUAACUCAAGUAGGUGACCUGCAAUAAUUGCGGCAAUUUGGUUUCUAGGAUGGCCCCUAACUUCAGCUGAAGAUCCGUCUUGAAUGUAUCUUAUCUCUGUACCUAAUAGGUUCACAGUUUGUUGAGGAAGAGCGAAGAACUAGACUCAUAACUGACAAGUUGUAGGAUCUGUGUUCAGAUAUUCUGUUUCUGUAUAUUUAUAAAAAUACUGGUAGAACAAGACAUUUACAUUUAUACCAUAGCUUAAAAGUAUCAAACUGUUGCUCAGCAGUCUCCAGACACAUUUCUUGUAUUGAAUUUCUCCUCAAAAUAUAAGAAAUUUACAACUGUUGUAUAGGAAAGUUCAAACAUAGUUUAUUCAGUAGAUAAAACACUCAUGUUUAUGAGGGUGAUCGAUAACAACAGCAAAGAAAGUGGCACGAUUAACAUUGAAAAGGCCCCCGUAAAUUUCAACCAAAUUUCAAUAUUUUAAAGGUAUCAUCAUUGCCAAAAAAAAAAGAUUGAAAUGUAAAGAGGAUCGUAUGUCUGUGAUAGCAAAUAUCGCUUGUCAAAGUACAUAGGUCCUGCUAUGCUAUGCAUAGUAAAUAUCCGAGGAAAUAUCGCUACGUAGAUUUUCUUGAAUAUCUCGAAAAAUAUUAAUCCGAUUUUGAUGUUUUUGGGGUACUUUUGUAAUGAUGAUACCUUUAAAAUACUGAAAUUUGGUUGAAAUUUACAGGGGCCUAUUUUCAAUGUUAAUCGUGCCUCUUUCCUUCACGGGAAUUGCUCUACUUACCGCUCUAUAUUCACCUACAUAAAAACUGUCGCAAUAAUUACACUUACUUGACAAUGAUACCAGUUAAAUGGUUCCUUAAUACCAGAAUCGACAAUAAUACCAUUCACACUUAAACCGUUUGAAGAAUCAGUCAACCAAUGAUGUUAAACCUUGAAUUCCACUUACAUUUCCAGUAAAUACACUAAUGUCGGUUCCUUCUUCAAGCAACUGUGUAAGUUCUUCAUCUGUAACUCUAACACCUUUCGCUCUGAGUUGAGCAUCCAACUCCAGCUUUUUAAUAUUUCGAAAAUUUUCCAGUUCACCAUUGUUUUGUUUAAACGCUUUUUGAUAUCUAGUUUUCAAUGUAUUGAGUUGUAUAGUUUUUAUUCGUCCUUCGGCUGUUGAAUUGUCUAUAUUAUUAACCUCCUCUUCAAACUCCUUGAGUUUUGCUUGUACCCUAUGACAUAUGCUGGUAUUAUUUUGGAAAAUAGAUUGAAUUUUUUCAUUUAAAUCUGCAAAAAAUCCAUUAGAAAAAAACGAAAAUAAUAGGUAAAUAAUGUAGGAACUACCUCUCUGAUUAGUGUUUAUGUCAUCUACCUUUUUAAUGUACUGUUUGAGUGCUUCUGUAUUUUGUUCAAUGGUUUCUAUCCAAUCUCUUAGAAUAUCUGCCCUCUCAAAUGUUUCCCUUAGGUUAGCACCUCCUGUUAAAGGUUCAGCUUCUUCC